Messenger RNA from Heterobilharzia americana, 1287 nucleotides. The record is from the annotation of a GenBank genome assembly. NCBI's taxonomy places the organism in Eukaryota, Metazoa, Platyhelminthes, Trematoda, Strigeidida, Schistosomatidae.
AUGGAUCAAAGACAUAGGGAUAUGGAAUCAAUGAAGAACAGAAAGUUUGCACUUUCACACCAUAAAAUUCACAGUCAAAGUCAUUUUCAUGGCGUUAAAGAGAAUGUAUCAAUUCGAAGUAGUCAGAUAACCGGGAGUGACCGUAGCCUAGAGAGCCAUAAAUUCAAUUAUUUUAAACUUCGCGGUAUACAACUGGACAGUUUCAAGAAGCGAGAAUAUGAACGAACACUAACCAGUGAUGAUAACACAGAGCUUGUUGUCAACAAUGGUUGUAACAGUAGAAGUGAAUCACAUUUGGAUCGAAUAAGAAAAGUCAACAAUUUGUCUGAAUCAACUGGACUUCAUUUGGGCCAUCGUAUAAAUACUCACUUAAGUAUUACACUGACAGACAAAUCAUCUUCACAAUGUAAACAUUCAGUUACUACAAAGUCCUUGUUGUCGGAAGUAAAACAUUUUCUAAGUAUGAAAGAAACAUUACAACCUAUUAAAAGUAUAUUUCCUGUAGUUCAAAUGAAAAAUCAGAUCACUUCAACUGACAGUUGGACAAAAUUUACAAAGAGUUCAAAUGCAAUCGGGCAUAUACACUUCUCACUUGAAUAUGCAUGGACUUUGAGAACGCUGAAAGUUGUAAUUAGUCAUUUAACUGGUGUCAGUAACUUUGGAAAGAGUUUAACUGCCAUUCCAAGUCGAAUAAAAUCAGUUUUCGUCAUUGCAUUACGAAUACAAAAGUAUGGAAAAUUUCCUGGAAACAUUGAAGAAAUUCAGGAAGAAAGUGAUACAUUUAGUAGAAGGUAUCUUACACUGCCUGAUUGUACAUCAGCAAAUCCAUAUUUUGAUCAGUCAUUUGUAUUUUCUAUCACUUUGAAUGAAAUAAGAUACACUGAGUUAGUAAUGACAGUAAUGCAUACAAUUUCAUCCGAUCAAUAUGCCGGUGAAUACAAUCAUGUACAAGAUUUGAAUUGUCCCAAGGAAACACCAAACUUGGUUACAUCUGAUCAUCAUCAUGAUGCUCGUCAUCAAUUUAGUCAAAGAUUACUUCGUUUAAGCGAAAUACCUGAAGAGAUGAAAAGUAUUGGUGUAGCGUUUCAUAAAAUUGAUCAUGAGAAGUUAGUUCAUUUUCCAGGGGAAUUAUUGCAUGUUUGGGAGGAAUUACACACACCACUUGAAAAUCAUGACGUCAUUUAUCUCGACAAAGCAACAAAUGAAAAGAAAUCGGCUUUACAGAAGAAGAAUUGGAGAAGGAAUAUAGAAAAUAUGGUUGAUAGCGAAGGCAUCUAUGUAUGUUAA